Messenger RNA from Haliotis rufescens (red abalone), 771 nucleotides. Its product is annotated as sodium/calcium exchanger regulatory protein 1-like. Lineage: Eukaryota; Metazoa; Mollusca; Gastropoda; Lepetellida; Haliotidae. Gene Ontology annotation, cellular component: cytosol; nucleus. Gene Ontology annotation, biological process: fatty acid transport. The record is from RefSeq and is a predicted model, not a curated record. Bases 119 to 514 code for a protein of 131 amino acids. The transcript has 4 exons. Gene Ontology annotation, molecular function: fatty acid binding.
GCCACAUGUCCCUUAUCAUUCUGUCUUCAGAGGUUUCAUUCAUUCAACCACUGUAAGCCAGUCAACGCGGACAGACAAACGAUCGUUCUGUUUCCAUUCCCGAGAAGAAUUUUCAAAAAUGGCUUUUGCUGAGGGUAAAUGGCACCUUGUCGACAGCGAUAAUUUUGACGCCUACAUGCAAGCAGUGGGUGUUGGGCUUGUCACAAGAAAGAUGGCUGGAGCCUUGAAGCCAAGCCAGGAGGUCAAGGUCGAAGGAGAUAAAUGGGAGAUUAAAACGUCCUCCACAUUCAAGAGCUCCGAGCUGAAAUUCACCGUUGGGACAACAUUUGACGAAAAUACACCAGACGGCAGGAAGUGCAAGACCACAGCCUCUCUGGACGGUCAGAAACUAACAUUAGAACAAAAAGGUGACGUGGACUCAACGAUAGUAAGAGACUACAAUGGCAGCGACAUGCUUAUGACACUCACAGCAAAGGAUGUGACCUGUACAAGGAAAUACAAGAAGGAAGAAUAAUACCUCAAAGACUUGUUUGUUUACUUACAUCAUCGACCAAUUCCUUCCUUCCAUUGAACAGUCCAGGGAUUCCACUGAUUGGCUGAACAUUUUGAGAUGUGUUGGUGACUCUGAAUCACCAGAAGCAUACCCCCAUGAGAAGUCUUUUAUUUCCAGGAAUGUUAGUAACCUAGCAAACGGUUUUUGUGUUAAAAUUGCUCAUUGUCACAAAGCAAACUUUUUGUUUUGACUUGAAAACUAUAAGAAACAAAAUAAAA